ACGCUAAAGACCGCUGCAUUAGGAAGCGGGAAUUGCUACUGAAAGCUGCCGUACUGUUGCUGUAAGUGCUGCUGUGAUAAAAACGUCAUUUAAAAUAUAGUGCACGUCGUCGGUAAACAUAUUCUCUUCCUCAGGACGGUUUCCCCCGUUCAUCUUCCCUAUGGCAAACCUGGUGGGGUUUUUUUCACCGGAAGGUGGUGUAGCAGAGAAAACUCCCAUGAUUCCUCGCCAGCCUCAACAUCAUCUUCUCUCAUUGUAUUGAUUGAGAGCCCCCUGGUAGCAGAAUCUACAUACUGUGCCUUUAACAAGUACACUUCAGUAAUGUUCAAUAUGAUCCCCAUAACAACAGUUUGUCCUACCAGCAGUACUGCCAGCAUAAAAUGACACCGUCCCUGAGAGCCAGGAGGUUUCACGCUUCAGCUGAGAAACUGCAGAAGUUUCCAGAAUCCAGUGUGUAUGAGAACAACAUGAGACUUCCUAAACGCUGGGGCGCACAUAGGUGUGUGUUGGUGCUGUGUGUGGUUUUAGGUUUGCUGUGUUUGGUGUUUGUCUAUCUUCCGCUGAUAGAGACGGAAACAAGCAAACCUCUGGACUUGCAGGUCAACCCUGCUCAUAAGAAGCGGGUACAUGAGUACGUUCAAGGAGUUCUGGAGGGUCAGUGUCGUCCCGGCAGCACCAGGCAUGGCUUGUUAGCUCGUCUUCCUGCCACCAGCAGCGAGACACAGCCUUUCUUGUGGAAAGACGUGUUGCUCGACGACGACCUCUUUGUGUAUCCUCCGCCAUUUGGAUUUCAAGGAUUUCGUGGCAAAGUAGAGGACCUGCUAAAGCAGCUGCCAGACUCUGCCUCCGCAGUCCAGCCGGGAAGCACAUCAAAUAAAUGUCGGCGCUGUGUGGUCAUGGGAAAUGGAGGCAUUCUCCGAGACCUGGAGCUCGGCCCACUGAUCGACCGAUUUGACGUUAUUAUCAGGCUGAACAGUGGUCCUCUGGGAGAGUUCAGUGCUGACGUUGGAAAUCGAACCAGCGUCAGGAUGAGUUACCCGGAGGGCACGCCGCUCCAGUGGUUGGACGCAGACCCACACGCUCUGUUCGUAGCUGUGGUGUAUAAGGGCGUGGACAUCAGCUGGACCUCUGCAAUGAUCAACAAGCUGGCUGUGCCUCUGUGGGACUGGCUCUUUUUCUGGCAGAAGGUUCCAAGUCAGAUCCCUGUUGAGCCCCACAGGUUCAGACUUCUAAACCCUCAUGUCGUCAGAGAGACGGCGCUGCACCUUCUGAAAUACCCUGCGCCCAGACCACGCCUGUGGGGCAGCGACCAGAAUGUGCCCACCAUCGGUGUCUCUGCACUCACUCUAGCCAGUCUUCUGUGUGACGAGGUCAGCCUGGCAGGCUUUGGCUACAAUCUGUCCCAGCAGGGGGCACCACUGCACUACUACGACCACCUGUCCAUGAGUGCCAUGCUGCAGCAGAAGAUGCACAAUGUGGGCAAGGAGACUGAAAUCCUACAAAGCCUUGUCAAAGAGGGAACCAUCACUGACCUGACCGGGGGGAUUCACUGCUCCUUCUGCCCCAGCUGAUCCCAAGCCUCUUUCCAAUAAAGCACUUUCCUCGCGUGCUUUAGGUGCUUCAAAGAACAAACAUCACACUCUUUGUAUUUACAGAGAAGUGGCAAUAUGAAAUAAAUUAGACUUUAGACUUCUUUGAACUUACAAACACUUGAAAGAGGUGAUGGAAAAAAACAGUUGAGAGUUAAACUUUGCAUGAAGGCCAAGAAAAUGGAGCGCAAUAAGUAAUAUUUGUCUCAAGUGCUUGUUGAAGAACAAAUGACACAAAAACAUCAGGAGAGAACUUUAGGAAAUGUGAGUUUCUCCUGGGCUUUUAGUGUCUUUCUGCAGCGGAUUCAUUCAUCAACAAUAGACUUUUAAACUAACCAAUGAAAAAUAGGUACACCCAUGGCAUCUACAAGUUUUCAUACUGAUACAGAUUAAAGGCAUCCAUUGGUUUGUGCAAAAAGGUUGUGAAGCUUAGAAUUAGGCUUGAUGACAGUUGCCUUCUUGUGAUUUGUAAGCCAGGAGUGACCAUAUUUGAAUAAGAGGGUGGAGCCUGGGAGGGGUCGGUAUCACCUAACACCAGCACUAGUUUCAUUCAGCAGGGACAUCUGUGAUUUCAAAAAUUAGAUUGGGUGCUGAUUUUAAGUAAAAUAAACAUUCAAGGGGUGUCUUUUGUACGGCUAAAUGGUUAGCUAUGUUUUUCCAGUUGCCAUGGUAAUGACUUGCCAAUCGCUUUAUGUUCUUAUUUGUUUGGGACCGUAUUUCACAAUUACCUCUGCAAUGUUUCCAUUCCAUUGGUUAAUUUCUUUCAGUUGUAUACAGUCGAGUUGACUGUAGUUAUACAUGUUUAACUUUCCUCCUGCUGUAGUUAGCACUGCGUCAAGUUCUACAGUACUUCCUCAUCGUUAUUAUGACGGUAGUUCUUCAUGGUUCAAUGGUGAGUCAUUAUAGUUAUCAUCAAAACGUGGUUAUAAAGACAUUCUGUCCACUUUCAGACUGAGCGUCGGUACCUCUGAUCAAACGUUCACACUGGAAGAUCUAAAUCUACAUCUGAGGAUACGGUGAAACAGAAGUGGUACUUUUGUGACAUAGUUCUGUAUUUAUAAGCACAUUUAUUAAUUUAUUGUAAAUCCGCAAAAUUAUUUUACAGAUAUUGUUUACUUUUUGGUCUGUGAUUUUAUUGGUUGAGAUAUACAUGAAGAUUUACAUUAAUUCAGAUUUUUAAUUUGUAUUCUGUCAAAUACAGUGCUCAAACUAAGUUUAUUUAUAGAAAAAAAAGUUUUAAUUAAAUCAUAACAUUUUGUAUUUUUGUAAUGUCGUCAUUGACAACUGUGUCAUGUCAGAUGUAACUUUUACAACGUCAUGCUUUUAAUCUGCUAUUUGAGUUCUUACAACAUGUUCUUCCUUCAUUUUGAGGGGUCGUGUUAUCAGUAGAAGUACUAAAUUGCGUACAUGGCUGAUAACAGGACAUGCUUAUUAUUGAAAAAGGUAGAUCUAUGGAAUAAAAAAACAGUGAAAUGCUCAAUUCAAUGUGAAUUUUACCUACGAGGUUUGUUUAAACUGGACUCUGGUCUUUCUGAGUUACUAAUAUGUACCACUCCCAUUAUUACUGUAAGACAUCACAUGAAAAUGUAAGUUUAUGAUGCUCCCUUUAUUACGCUGAUUUUGUAUUUCACAAGUCGUAAUUUAUUGCACUGUUUCCCCUAAUUAAAAUGUAAAUAAAUAAGAACAAGAAAACAUUA
Messenger RNA from Labrus mixtus (cuckoo wrasse), 3286 nucleotides. It is a transcript of the gene st3gal5, whose product is annotated as ST3 beta-galactoside alpha-2,3-sialyltransferase 5. The coding region runs from base 381 to 1571 and encodes 396 amino acids. Lineage: Eukaryota; Metazoa; Chordata; Actinopteri; Labriformes; Labridae. The record is from RefSeq and is a predicted model, not a curated record. The transcript is spliced from 8 exons. Gene Ontology annotation, molecular function: lactosylceramide alpha-2,3-sialyltransferase activity.